AUGGCCUCGACUCCAGAUGUGGUGGACUCGAAAUGCCCAGCGGAGAUGGAGGAGCGGAGGCUGGAUCAGCUCCCGCCACAGGCCAUCUCCAACAAGCCGCUGACACCUUUCAGCAUCGAGGACAUCCUCAACAAACCGUCUGUGAGAAGGAGCUACUCCCUGAGCGGAGUGGCGCACCACAUUUCUCCAGGAGAGAAGAUGCCCUCUGCGGGUCACAGCCUGUCUGGCCGGGCGCUGCUCAGUCAAACCUCUCCGCUGUGCGCGCUGGAGGAGCUGGCCAGCAAAACCUUUAAGGGCCUGGAGGUCAGCGUUCUGCAAGCGGCCGAGGGCCGAGAUGGCCUGACGCUCUUCGGCCAGAGGAACACCGCUAAGAAGCGGCGGAAGUCCCGCACGGCGUUUACUAACCACCAGAUCUACGAGCUGGAGAAGCGCUUCCUCUACCAGAAGUACCUGAGCCCGGCGGACCGGGACCAGAUCGCCCAGCAGCUCUGUCUGACCAACGCGCAGGUCAUCACGUGGUUUCAGAACCGGCGGGCCAAGCUCAAGCGGGACCUGGAGGAGAUGAAAGCGGAUGUGGAGUCAGCCACGGUCUCCGGCACUGUGGCCCUUGAAAAGCUCUCCAAGUUGGCCGAGCUGGAGAAGUGCGCGGCCGGUGGUAUGGGCACCAGGACUGUUUCUGAGCUCGACCCGGUCUCCUCCAGAUCCCGCCACGACACUACCGGGAGCCUCAACUCCACUAGAACACCCAUGUCGCCUCCUUCACCCCCAUCGCCGUGGUACACAGACCAGCUGAGCAACAAGGGCUGCUCGGGGGAUGAAGAUGAAGAGAUUGACGUGGAUGACUAA
This is a messenger RNA of Cottoperca gobio, 846 nucleotides long. It is a transcript of the gene lbx1a, whose product is annotated as ladybird homeobox 1a. The record is from RefSeq and is a predicted model, not a curated record. Gene Ontology annotation, cellular component: nucleus. Gene Ontology annotation, biological process: regulation of transcription by RNA polymerase II. Bases 1 to 846 code for a protein of 281 amino acids. Gene Ontology annotation, molecular function: DNA-binding transcription factor activity, RNA polymerase II-specific; sequence-specific double-stranded DNA binding. The transcript has 2 exons. NCBI's taxonomy places the organism in Eukaryota, Metazoa, Chordata, Actinopteri, Perciformes, Bovichtidae.